Molecule: messenger RNA, 735 nt
Organism: Cervus elaphus (red deer)
Lineage: Eukaryota; Metazoa; Chordata; Mammalia; Artiodactyla; Cervidae
Product: neurotrimin-like
Exons: 7
Coding region: 1-585 (194 amino acids)
Source: RefSeq, a predicted model, not a curated record
AUGCCGAGCCAGGAAGCUGUGGGCUUUGUGAGUGAAGACGAAUAUUUGGAAAUCCAGGGCAUCACCCGGGAGCAGUCGGGGGACUACGAGUGCAGUGCCUCCAAUGACGUGGCAGCCCCAGUGGUGCGGAGAGUCAAGGAUCCUCCAUACAUUUCAGAAGCUAAGGGGACCGGCAUGCCUGUGGGACAGAAGGGGACCCUGCAGUGUGAAGCCUCCGCGGUUCCCUCGGCAGAAUUCCAGUGGUACAAGGAUGACAAAAGGCUGGUUGAAGGAAAGAAGGGGGUCAAAGUGGAAAACAGACCUUUCCUCUCAAAACUCAUCUUCUUCAACGUCUCUGAACAUGACUAUGGGAACUGCACGUGUGUGACCUCCAACAAGCUGGGUCACACCAAUGCCAGCAUCACACUGUUCGAGCUAAGUGAACCUACAAGCUCAUCUUUGUUGCAAGAACUGAAAACCACAACUCUGCCCCCUGGGAAAGGCCCGGGCGCCGUCAGCGAAGUGAGCAACGGGACGUCGUCGAGGAGGGCGGGCUGCCUCUGGCUGCUACCUCUCCUGGUCUUGCACCUGCUCCUCAAAUUUUGAUGUGAGAGCCGCAUCCCCGACGGGGAGGAGCCGCCGCACCGUCAGCACGUCAGCGAUGGCGACCGACAGCAUCAAGGCGAGCACCCCUGUUCUAAAGCAGAUACGAUCCCACCAAAUUCAGACAACAGAGCCGAAGGGGACACAGAUUUG